CGAGCAAUCAUACUUAUAUUUGUUGUGUACCCCUUCAUGCCGAUAUCAAAAUACACUUUUAGUUUUAAAUUUAACAUUAACAUGACACAAGAUAAAAAAGAACUAUUGUUCUUUCCUCAGAUCUGAAUAGAUCUCAUGUAAUUUUAACAUCUGAUCAAAUUUCAUUGCUAAGAAAUCUAUUUAUUUCAUCAUACGGUAGAGUUAAGAGGGUAAUUCAAAAAUUCAAAGUGUGAGAGGAUUAAGGCGCCAGUGGCAAUGGAACCGGAGAGUAGCCGGCACACUUGCCUGAAGCUGGAAAUUACGAGCAGCGGCGCGGCGGAUCUGGAACGCAUCUUCGUCAAAGGAACCUGGUUCACCUCCCACUUCGACCUCUCCAUCUCCAAUGGCCUCGACGCCUGGAUUUGCAGCGCCUCGGAGGAAGAGGUUGAAGAGAGAGCUUCUCAAUGGGACCAGCCGGUUUCAGAAUACAUCGAAAUGGCGGAGAAAUACCUAGGGUUUCAACAGCCCGGUUCGGUCUACGGGUUCUCUGAUGCAGGUGUUGGCCACAGAAGAUUGUCAUGGACAUUUGAGAAGGAAGGAACAAAGCUGGAGGGGCGGUGGAAAUGCCAACCAUCACCUGAUACUAAGAAAACUACAGCUGACAUCUUGGAUUUUCUCAUGGAUUCAAACAUACAACUGAGUGAGGAAGUUCUGAGCAAGACACAGGCUUUUGAAAAACUGGAAUCUGAAGCUGAAAAAUGUUUAGCUCAAAGUGAGAGACUUGCCAAAGAGAAGGAAGAAUUUGAAGCCGGAUUAUAUACAAAGUUUCUUGGAGUGUUGAAUUCGAAAAAAGCAAAGCUAAGAGAGCUGCGCGAUAGACUUCCAAAUGAAGCAACUGGUAACAAGCGAGUGCAAGAAGAGGAGGAAGAAGGGUCGAGUGACAGAACCCAGACGUCUGACGAGGAAUAACAGAGUAAGAAGUACAAACUACAUUUUCAGGGCUGUAAAAUUAGAAUAGAGCUCUUUUGCCACC
Molecule: messenger RNA, 1012 nt
Organism: Cuscuta campestris
Lineage: Eukaryota; Viridiplantae; Streptophyta; Magnoliopsida; Solanales; Convolvulaceae
Source: the annotation of a GenBank genome assembly